UUGCAAUUUGUGUUAAUGUAUCAAAAUAGCAACGAUUUACAGCUGUCAAAGCAGCUGUUGUGGCUUUUGCGUCACGGAGCGCAAAGCGAAGGAUUUCGCAUACAAGCAGAUGGGUUUGUUUGUGUAGCAGAUAUUUUACAGCAUCCACGAUUUGCUGGAAAAUAUAAUGUCGCAAAGUUGAGUGAAUUGGUAGAAAAAGAUGCCAAGCAGCGUUAUACUCUUCGUUGCAAUCCAGCAACAAAUGAGCUUGAAAUCCGAGCCAAUCAAGGCCAUUCGAUGGAAGUGGUGAAGACCGAGGCUUGUUUGGCGCGCAUUGAGAGCAUGAAUGAGCUUGCAGGCGUUGCAGUAGUGCAUGGCACCUAUUAUAAACACUGGGGGGCUAUACAAAAGGAGGGACUAAAGCGCAUGACUAGAAACCAUAUUCACUUUGCUCUGUUGCCGAAUGAUGGUGCCAAAGUGUUGAGUGGCUUUCGCAGCAAUUGUCAACUGUUGAUUUAUUUGAAUGUGCCGCAGCUGCUGGCAGACAACAUACCGCUCUAUCGCUCCAGCAAUAAUGUCAUUUUAUGUGAAGGCCUCAAUGGAGUUAUUAGCUCAAAAUAUUUUAAAAAUGUUUAUGACAAACGCAGUGGCAAAUGCUUAUCUUAGCUUCGCUCCUGAUAAUGUAGUAUUUGUGUAAACUGCCAAUAAAUUGUUUUACGUACGCGUGUGUUAUG
This is a messenger RNA of Drosophila busckii, 713 nucleotides long. Its product is annotated as tRNA 2'-phosphotransferase 1. Gene Ontology annotation, molecular function: tRNA 2'-phosphotransferase activity. Bases 16 to 645 code for a protein of 209 amino acids. The transcript has a single exon. The record is from RefSeq and is a predicted model, not a curated record. Gene Ontology annotation, biological process: tRNA splicing, via endonucleolytic cleavage and ligation. Lineage: Eukaryota; Metazoa; Arthropoda; Insecta; Diptera; Drosophilidae.